CGCUGACACCUUCCUGUAACAUCGCAUAGUCUUUGCGGUUGGCUAUGUGUGACGACGAGACAGUUGCGCUGGUAGUGGACAAUGGUUCCGGUAUGGUAAAGGGUGGCUUCGCCGGAGACGACGCCCCUCGUGCCGUCUUCCCCUCCAUCGUCGGCCGCCCCCGUCAUCAGGGUGUGAUGGUCGGCAUGGGUCAGAAGGACGCCUACGUCGGCGAUGAGGCCCAGAGCAAGCGUGGUAUCCUGACUCUCAAGUACCCAAUUCAGCAUGGCAUCAUCACCAACUGGGACGACAUGGAGAAAAUCUGGCAUCACACUUUCUACAACGAACUCCGCGUUGCUCCUGAGGAAUCUCCCGUCCUCCUCACUGAGGCUCCCCUCAACCCCAAGGCCAACCGAGAGAAGAUGACCCAGAUUAUGUUCGAGACCUUCAAUGCCCCCGCCAUGUACGUGGCCAUCCAGGCCGUGCUUUCCCUGUACGCCUCUGGUCGUACCACUGGUAUCGUUCUUGAUUCUGGUGAUGGAGUGUCUCACACUGUCCCCAUCUACGAAGGUUAUGCUCUUCCCCAUGCAAUUUUGCGGCUUGACUUGGCCGGCCGUGAUUUAACCGACUAUUUGAUGAAGAUCAUGACUGAGCGUGGCUACUCCUUCACGACCACCGCCGAAAGAGAAAUAGUUCGAGACAUCAAGGAAAAGCUUUGUUAUGUAGCCCUCGACUUCGAAGGUGAGAUGAACGUAGCUGCUGCUUCUUCUUCCUUGGAAAAGUCGUAUGAACUCCCUGAUGGUCAAGUGAUUACGAUAGGUAAUGAAAGGUUUCGAUGUCCUGAAGCCUUAUUUCAACCUUCCUUCUUGGGGAUGGAAUCUGUUGGUAUCCAUGAGACUGUUUUUCAGUCCAUAAUGAGGUGUGAUAUUGACAUUAGGAAAGACUUGUACGCUAAUAAUGUUCUUUCAGGAGGUACAACUAUGUACCCUGGUAUCGCUGACCGCAUGCAGAAAGAAAUCACAUCUUUGGCUCCUUCCACCAUCAAGAUCAAGAUCAUUGCUCCACCUGAACGCAAGUACUCCGUGUGGAUCGGCGGUUCCAUCCUGGCUUCUCUGUCCACCUUCCAAGCUAUGUGGAUCACCAAGGAAGAGUAUGACGAGUCCGGCCCCGGCAUCGUCCAUCGCAAGUGUUUCUAAGUAACUUACGUUUAAUUUUCGGUAGACGAGUUAGAUUACAUUUGCAUUACAAUAAAGCAAAUUAAUUAA
Penaeus indicus is the source of this 1244-nucleotide messenger RNA. Its product is annotated as actin-5, muscle-specific-like. The transcript is spliced from 2 exons. Bases 45 to 1175 code for a protein of 376 amino acids. NCBI's taxonomy places the organism in Eukaryota, Metazoa, Arthropoda, Malacostraca, Decapoda, Penaeidae. The record is from RefSeq and is a predicted model, not a curated record.